Messenger RNA from Medicago truncatula (barrel medic), 1251 nucleotides. RefSeq lists its product as uncharacterized. Gene Ontology annotation, molecular function: nucleic acid binding; RNA-DNA hybrid ribonuclease activity. Bases 1 to 1251 code for a protein of 416 amino acids. The record is from RefSeq and is a predicted model, not a curated record. NCBI's taxonomy places the organism in Eukaryota, Viridiplantae, Streptophyta, Magnoliopsida, Fabales, Fabaceae. The transcript is spliced from 3 exons.
AUGAGGCAGCAUCCGGCCAUCAGCUUGCCAAAAUCUGAAAUUUAUUGUAGUAAUGUUCCAGACCCCAUGAAGCAGAAUAUCACGGCUAUCUUAGGAGUCCGGGCUGUUCUCGGGACUGCUAACAUCGGUCAUAAUCCGAGUUAUGUAUGGAGAAGUAUUCUUCGCGCUAGAUUUCUGGUCUGUGGGGGUGCUCGGUGGAGCAUUGGGACAGGUAGUAGUUUCCCUAUUCUUAAUGAACCGUGGUUAUUAAAUGGUAGUCGUAUUGAUGGUAAUAUUGAGGGUGCCCACUCUAUUCGAGAUUUUGCUGUUAAUAGCUUGCUUGAAGAGAACUCUAAAAGAUGGAAUGAACAUCUUAUCCGACAAGUGUUUAGCCAAGACAUUGCCUCAUCCAUACUAAACACGCCGCUUGUCACUCAAGUCCAGCAUGAUAAACUUAUAUGGAAAGCAGAAAAGAAUGGAAAGUACUCGGUUCGGAGUGCAUACCGUCUUUGUACUGACGAGUUAAUUGACACUUCCUACCUGAGGCGUCCGGGAUAUUGGUCGGGGAUUUGGCGUUUGAAAGUCCCUCUGAAGGUUAGAAAUAUCUUUUGGAGUGUUUGUAGAGGUGUGCUGCCAACUAGAGUUCGGUUGCGUGAUAAAGGUGUGCAGUGCCCCCUUUCUUGUGUGAGCUGUGAUGCAUACAAUGAGGAUGUUGCGCACCUACUGUUUAAAUACCCUUUUGCCAUUCAAGUGUGGCAGAUGUCGGGGUUGUGGCAUGAAAUUCAGCAAGCAAUCACUUCAAGUAACUCAACUGCUGACAUUCUUUUUUAUUUGCUGCAACAUUUCACUAUGGAACAAAGCCAAGUUCUUGCUGCUUCCAUUUGGAGCUUAUGGAAACACAGGAAUCUGAAGCGUCCAUCUCAAGGUCGUUUCAAGUGUAACGUGGAUGCAUGCUUUUCAGUUGCCUCAAAUAGAACAGGCAUAUGCAUUUGUGUGAGAGAUGAUGAAGGUGCUUUUGUGCUCGCCAAAACCAUCAGCUUUGAUGUAGUGCAUUCGGUUCAUGUUGGUGAAGCUUUGGGUCUAUACCAUGCUAUGGAAUGGUUAAGUGAUAUGCUAUUCGAUAAUGUUGACUUCGAAACAGAUUCUAAGACCACUCACGAUGCUUUCCAUGCUCAUAAAGAUGACGUUUCUGAAUUUGGCUAUAUCAUUGCGGCUUGUCAAUAUCUCUUCACCAAUCAAUUCAUAAACUCUUGGGUUGAGUUCACUAGGUGA